Molecule: messenger RNA, 1254 nt
Organism: Acytostelium subglobosum LB1
Lineage: Eukaryota; Evosea; Eumycetozoa; Acytosteliales; Acytosteliaceae
Exons: 1
Coding region: 1-1254 (417 amino acids)
Molecular function (GO): protein binding
Source: RefSeq, a predicted model, not a curated record
AUGAGGGAGGAGCAGAGUCACAAGAAGAUACUCGAUGAUGAGCUUGACAAGACGACAACAUCAAUCAACAACAUCAUCAACGAGAUUGCCAACAUCAAUGCACACACUACCCAAAACAACUCUGUGAACGACAUCAAUCACAAUGAUGAUGAAGAUGGUGAAGGUGUUGACAUCAUGAGUCAGUUGGUGCGAUCGAUUCAAACAUCAAAGACAAUGGAUCAAUUCAUCGACAAACAGUUCAAGACAUGCGAUGAUGAUGUCACGAUUGGUGAUGAUCAACUGUUGGACUUUGUUCGAAGAGGAUCACAAGCCACUCAGACUGUUCACACUGUCACUGAACCAAUACGAAUCGAGUUUGAUUCAUAUUUGUUGGAAAGAGACUUCAGGGAACUCAUUAAUUACGAGGACACACCAACAAGGAUUGAACAUGGCUUCAGGAAUCACAUUUUCUCACUCUCGGAUGACUCAUGUUCGAUGCUCUCAUUGGACACUAAUGAGUGGACUGUGAUCGAUGACAAGUGCACACCAAGAGAAUACAUAUUCAGAUCGGUUGUAUAUGCACGAGACAGUGUCUAUGUGUUUGGAGGCAAAGGAUCACCCAGCACAUACUCUCGCUUCUCACUCAUCGAUCAAAAGUGGCACAAUGACAUUGAGAUCAUCGGUGUCGAUGGUGGUGAAAGCAUAUCAACAUGUUACGAUGGUGACAAUCUCAUCUAUCUUGUCGGUGGAUUCCACAAUGACAAGAUGUUGCAUCGAAUUGAUUGUUUCAACAUUGACACUCAACAAUUCUCAUCAGUUGGACGAAUGAGUGUGCCAACCAGAGCAUCACACUCAUUCUUCCGCAUCAAUAGGAUCGUCAUCGUUGGUGGCUAUGUUGAUGCCGAGUAUAAGGUGUCACUCACGGACAUCUUGAAAUUCAACAUUGACACCAAGGAAUGUGACGUCUUCCUCAAGACUGAAUUCCAUCCAGAUGAAUACAUCACUUCUUGUUAUGACGACAUUGAUCAUGUGUUCAUCAUGGGCGAUAAGUCCACUCUCUUGGUCAACUUGUCCAUCAAGAACUCAACUCAAAGUAUUGAAAUGCACACAUCAGGAUGUCCUUGUUUAUAUACACAAUCACAUGGAUUUGUUACGCUCGGUGGCACAGGAGACAAUGAAAGAUUCUCAUUGUUGCACAACAAAUGGAUAUCUCUCGAUGACAACGACCCUGUGGAGGAUAGGUCAUCGUUUGGUACAUGUCAUAUUCAUCAUUGA